This is a messenger RNA of Cicer arietinum (chickpea), 1231 nucleotides long. RefSeq names its product cytochrome b-c1 complex subunit Rieske-4, mitochondrial-like. NCBI's taxonomy places the organism in Eukaryota, Viridiplantae, Streptophyta, Magnoliopsida, Fabales, Fabaceae. Gene Ontology annotation, cellular component: membrane. Gene Ontology annotation, molecular function: quinol-cytochrome-c reductase activity; 2 iron, 2 sulfur cluster binding. The record is from RefSeq and is a predicted model, not a curated record.
CACACGGGGUAGUCAGAGACAUUUUUUCCCCCUUUUCCGAGUCUCAUUCGUUUUGUUUUGUGUACCACAAACUCUCAAAGAAAUCGCAGAAAGAGAACAACGAAGAAGGAGAAAUGUUGAGGGUUGCAGCUAAGAAGCUUUCUUCUCUCUCCUCAUCUCAAUCAUGGAGGGCUAACUACGCCGCCUCCGCUUUCCUCUCUAAGAACCCUAUCGCACCGACUUCUUCAUCCGAUGAACGUAGAUCUGAUCCCUUUUCGAUCCAACCUGAAUUCUUUCUCCCCUUCAGAGGUUUUGCUUCUGAAUCACUGAUCCGCUCCAAAGAAAACAGCAUUAUUCCUGAUAUCCCCGCAACUGUUGCAGCUGUUAAAAAUCCUUCUUCUAAGAUUGUAUAUGAUGAUCACAACUAUGAACGAUUUCCUCCUGGUGACCCAAGCAAGAGGGCAUUUGCAUACUUUGUCCUAACUGGUGGAAGGUUUGCUUAUGCAUCUCUGAUCCGUCUUCUUGUCCUCAAGUUUGUGCUCAGCAUGUCGGCAAGUAAGGAUGUUCUUGCUAUGGCUUCACUUGAAGUAGAUCUCUCCAGCAUUGAGCAAGGCACUACUGUCACUGUUAAGUGGCGUGGAAAGCCAGUUUUCAUCAGGCGCAGAACAGAUGAUGAUGUGAAGCUGGCAAACAGUGUUGAUGUUGCAUCUCUCCGUGAUCCCCAGCCAGAUUCUGACAGAGUCAAGAACCCAGAAUGGCUUAUUGUGAUUGGUGUUUGCACACAUCUUGGUUGUAUUCCCUUACCAAAUGCUGGGGACUAUGGUGGAUGGUUUUGCCCAUGCCAUGGAUCACAUUAUGAUAUUUCUGGCAGAAUUAGGAAGGGACCUGCACCAUACAAUCUGGAGGUACCUACUUAUACAUUCUUGGAGGAAAACAAGUUGUUGAUUGGUUGAAGACCUUUGGCUGCUCCCUAGUGGAAUGGGUCCAAAAUAUUUUUGAUUUAUUGGAUAAUGUCGAAAUGAGCCAUGGACAUACUUGGCCUGGGAAUCUUUAUUAUUUGUUAUGUUUUAGCAUGUGUUUAUGUAACUCCGAAUUUUAAGUAUUUCUGUUUGACGAGAAUUGUAUCAAUAAUUGCCUGGCUUUUUGUUCACAAUUUACAAAUGAAUUGUUUAAAAGCUGAUGACUUCAGGCAUAUUGCCUUGUACUUCAAAAUAUCAUGUCAUAAAUAACAUUUGGAAAUCUGCGUAGCCAA